CCCGUUAUCACUGACGAGCUACUCAGUACCGAUUCUGCGCUUUCCUUGGUGAUUUCUGACCGUGUCUCAUUGCUCGAAAAAGCGCCACAAAUGCAUCGCCUAUCGAUAGCACUGGUUGCAGUGGUUGCAAUCGUUUGUCACCUAAUUCCUGCGAUUGGCGGUCAUGGUAUGGUCUUGGACCCGAUUGCACGUGGUUCCCGGUGGCGAUGCGACACGAAAGCACCAGCUAACUACGACGAUAAUGGUCUGUUCUGUGGUGGAUACUUUGCACAGUGGGAGCAAAACGGAGGCAAGUGUGGCCUCUGCGGAGAUAAUUUCGCAGAUUCCACGCCACGGUUACACGAACUGGGUGGACACUUUGGCCAGGGUACCAUCGUUCGUAACUACACCAUGGGAGCUGUUAUCGAGGUGAAAGUGAUGAUUACCGCCAACCAUCAGGGACAUUUUGAGUUCAAUUUGUGUGAUUUGAGCAAUGGUGCUCGGGAAAAUGAUGCAUGUUACGAGCAGAUCCCACUGCUUGACGCCGAAAAUCGACGAAAGUGGUAUCUCAAUUCAACGUUGAGCGGAGAGUACAGUGUGAAUUUAAAGCUACCCGAGGGUCUGGUCUGCGAGCAUUGUGUUCUACAGUGGACGUAUGUCGCAGGCAACAAUUGGGGCUACUGCGGGGAUGGAACUGGCCGGAUGGGGUGUGGACCACAGGAAAACUUUCGUACCUGCUCAGAUAUCGGUAUCUACAAGAGCUCGGACGCUCGUCUGGCCAAAUCGUACUCUUACUGUUCCUCAACACCACGGUCACUGAAUUGGAUUUUCGACAACAUCCCCGCCCAUGAGGAAGUGCCUGAGGACGAUAACGACCACGUGUUCUGAGUCAAGUGAAGUGCAUCAAAUAGUACUUUUUCAAGUUCAAUUAGAUUAAGUAGGUGUAAUUGAUCACCUAUCAAGGAAUUUAUAAAUGAGUAAAUAAACAAUUGAGAAAAA
Messenger RNA from Topomyia yanbarensis, 978 nucleotides. RefSeq lists its product as uncharacterized. The record is from RefSeq and is a predicted model, not a curated record. NCBI's taxonomy places the organism in Eukaryota, Metazoa, Arthropoda, Insecta, Diptera, Culicidae. The transcript has 2 exons. The coding region runs from base 91 to 867 and encodes 258 amino acids.